UUUCUCUGAUAAAUCAUGAAAAGCCAUCUCUCAGUUUUUCCAUGGUUUGGCUUGGAUAUUGGUGGAACCCUGGUUAAGCUGGUUUAUUUUGAACCCAAAGACAUCACUGCUGAAGAAGAAGAAGAAGAGGUGGAAAGUCUUAAAAGCAUUCGGAAGUACCUGACCUCCAAUGUGGCUUAUGGGUCCACAGGUAUUCGGGAUGUGCACCUGGAGCUGAAGGACCUGACUCUGUGUGGACGCAAGGGCAAUCUGCACUUUAUACGCUUUCCCACUCAUGACAUGCCUGCUUUUAUUCAGAUGGGCAGAGAUAAAAACUUCUCGAGUCUUCACACUGUCUUUUGUGCCACUGGAGGUGGAGCGUACAAAUUUGAGCAGGAUUUUCUCACAAUAGGUGACCUUCAGCUUUGCAAACUUGAUGAACUAGAUUGUUUAAUAAAAGGAAUUUUAUACAUUGACUCAGUUGGAUUCAAUGGACGGUCACAGUGCUAUUACUUUGAAAACCCUGCUGAUGCUGAGAAAUGUCAGAAGUUACCAUUUGAUUUGAAAAAUCCAUACCCUCUGCUUCUGGUGAACAUUGGCUCUGGGGUUAGCAUUUUAGCAGUAUAUUCCAAAGAUAAUUACAAGCGGGUCACGGGUACCAGUCUUGGAGGAGGAACUUUUUUUGGUCUCUGCUGUCUUCUCACCGGCUGCAGCACUUUUGAAGAGGCUCUGGAAAUGGCAUCUCGUGGAGAUAGCACCAAAGUGGAUAAACUAGUUCGAGACAUUUAUGGAGGGGACUAUGAGAGGUUUGGACUGCCAGGCUGGGCUGUGGCAUCCAGCUUUGGAAACAUGAUAAGCAAGGAGAAGCGAGAGGCUGUCAGUAAAGAGGACCUCGCCAGAGCAACGUUGAUCACCAUCACCAACAACAUUGGCUCAAUAGCAAGAAUGUGUGCCCUUAAUGAAAACAUUAACCAGGUGGUAUUUGUUGGAAAUUUCUUGAGAAUUAAUACGAUCGCCAUGCGACUUUUGGCAUAUGCUUUGGAUUAUUGGUCCAAGGGGCAGUUGAAAGCACUUUUUUCGGAACACGAGGGUUAUUUUGGAGCCGUUGGAGCACUCCUUGAGCUGUUGAAGAUCCCCUGAUCACCUGGGGAGGGUUCCUGGAACAUUGCACAAUGGGACCUGUGAACUUUUGUUUUUUAAGAGACUUACUCAAUUUUAUGAUGGUGUACUACCCAAAUCAAAGCAAGGAAGGAUGAGUGUAUUUUUCUAAGUCAUCAAGAUAAAUCCUUAAAAAUUUUGUCGAAACUAGUAACCACUAAGGAAAGAUACAUAUAAAAAAAAGUGGACAUGUCCACGGCAGUGAGGAUUUGCUGUAGUUAAGUUGCUCUUCAGUAUAGCUUUGUUAAACCUGCCAUGUGUUUUUGAAAUUCCCCGUGUCACUUACUGGGAGCCACUUCAGGGGAGAGCUGUUCAGUGUUCAGCUGGCUGGUUUUGUGUCCUGUUGAACUUGCUAAAUGUAAGGCAAGUACUAUAUGUUGUAAUCUCAUCACAAUGUAGUCAGUAUAGCCUUGGAGAUCAUUAUCUGUGAAUUAACUCUGGUGUUCAUUUAGCCUCUGUGAACAUAUUGAAAAACAUGUUUUAUUUAAGGUUCUGCAAA
Molecule: messenger RNA, 1636 nt
Organism: Felis catus (domestic cat)
Lineage: Eukaryota; Metazoa; Chordata; Mammalia; Carnivora; Felidae
Gene: PANK2
Product: pantothenate kinase 2, mitochondrial
Exons: 7
Coding region: 16-1119 (367 amino acids)
Biological process (GO): coenzyme A biosynthetic process
Cellular component (GO): cytosol; nucleus
Molecular function (GO): pantothenate kinase activity; ATP binding
Source: RefSeq, a predicted model, not a curated record